AUGGUAACCAGAAGCAAGCUUGGUGUACAUAAGCCAAACACAAAAUAUGCAUUACAUGUUUCAAUUGGCACUGAAAUUGAACCAACCUGUUUCAGCCAUGCAGCUUCAAAACAAGAGUGGAGGGAAGCAAUGGGAGCAGAAUUUAAUGCUCUACGACGUAAUGGGACAUGGUCCUUGGUUCCUGCUAAGCCGGGUAUGAAUGUUUUGCCUUGCAAGUGGGUAUUUAAAAUUAAAAAGAGGGUAGAUGGAUCUAUUGAGCGAUAUAAGGCGUGUCUUGUAGCAAAUGGAUUUCAUCAACAAGAGGGUAUUGACUACACUGAGACAUUCAUUCAGUCCUUGUUAGAAUAUAAGAUCCUCGAAAGGGCCAUUCUCUAA
Messenger RNA from Daucus carota subsp. sativus, 375 nucleotides. RefSeq lists its product as uncharacterized. The transcript has a single exon. The record is from RefSeq and is a predicted model, not a curated record. The coding region runs from base 1 to 375 and encodes 124 amino acids. Lineage: Eukaryota; Viridiplantae; Streptophyta; Magnoliopsida; Apiales; Apiaceae.